Vanessa tameamea is the source of this 611-nucleotide messenger RNA. RefSeq lists its product as uncharacterized. Lineage: Eukaryota; Metazoa; Arthropoda; Insecta; Lepidoptera; Nymphalidae. The record is from RefSeq and is a predicted model, not a curated record. The coding region runs from base 56 to 538 and encodes 160 amino acids. The transcript has 4 exons.
GCCAUCCAUCGGAAGCAACAGUAAACCAUUCAACAUCACAACUCUGAACUCUAAAAUGCAUCCCGUAUUCUUUAUCCUCAUCUUAGCUGGUACAUGCCUGGCUCAUUAUAGAGGAUACGAAUCCAGAAACCUUAUAGAAAGAGAUGAAGCACAUGCCGAAAUGGAAGGAAUCGUUGAGUGCCCCGUCUGCGAAAAUUCCCACAGCUGGUUGCUUCCACAAGAAGAAUGUGACAUUGUAAAAGGCAACAAGCGGUUCAAAAAAUGUCACAUGGGCACUUAUUUAAACGAGAAAUGCGGAAAUCGUUUGGAUUGCUAUCGGGGUCCGGGAGAAUCGUGCACUGAAAAAAUGGAAUAUGAUAUCUACGGGCAGAAGUGUGCCCGCGGGUACUACUGCAACAGUGCCCUACACGUGUGCACCGGCCUUCGCUACACUGUAGAUCCACUUUCGCAUUUGAUACUUUCAAAUCGUCUCUAUCGAUAUCCUCUUCAUUCCCAAAAUGACGACUUAAUUGAUAAAUCUGCAUUUUUUGUCGCUUAAAUCAUGUUCUAAUUAUUUGAAUGCAAAUAUUACCCUCAGCUAUACUAAUUACUAAUAAACUAAUACACAAUUA